Molecule: messenger RNA, 11714 nt
Organism: Paramuricea clavata
Lineage: Eukaryota; Metazoa; Cnidaria; Anthozoa; Malacalcyonacea; Plexauridae
Source: the annotation of a GenBank genome assembly
AUGCGCGUUAUUAUCAACGCGCAGUUUUUACUGGUAUUUGCGCUAUAUGUCGCGCAAAUCAUGCAAAUUUGUGGUGACGAUGAUGGAGUUGCCAAUAUGAAAUAUGAAAUUUUAAAACUCGAUGAGUAUAUUUCCUUGGCAGCGAAACGAGAAAUAUCGCAAAGCAAAGGUAAGUUUUAAGACAAUACUAAAUACGAUCAUUUGGAUUGAUUUACAAAGAAAUAUUGGUUAAUAUGUCUACAAGCAUGACUGCCCGUUAUAUUGCGUUGGUAUACAUACCACACAUUUUGGUAUAGAAUAGCCAAUAGGCGCUUUAUUUACACAACAUUAACAAAGGUCGCCUAGUGAGAAUGUUACCCAAUUCAGACAAUUCACAACUUUAGACAUGCCUAAUUACCAUUGUUCUAGUUUACAGAAUUAAAUAACUCCUAUACAUAAUUCUAAUAUGCAUAGUUGCCUUUGUUCUAUUCUAUGCUUUUGUAAACUAGAACAAAUGUAAACUAGGCAUGUGAGUUAUCUAAAAUUGUGAAUUUGGUAGCGACCGUAGAUCUGGUAGCAACAUUGUAAACCACGUUAGAUAAAUUUGUCUAUAUAUUAAACUAGGUUACCCACAGGGCAGUAAUGCUGCCUUUGAUAGCAAAAGACAAACUACAGGGUGUUGAACGAGUCCUUCAGAAACAUCCUAUUAUUGUUAUCCUAGCCUGCGUAGCGGCUCUCAGAGACUUUCUCUGAUAGCCGCUACGCAGGCUAUUGUUAUCCUUGUUAACCCAUUUAUUGACAGCACGGCCCUACCACUGACUGAGUAUUAAAAAUCGUCUGGCGUUGGACAGGGUAAAUACUAAAGUCAUUACUGUGCUGAUGGAUUAACAAGAGCCAUUGGCAGAUAGGUUUGUUAACCCAUUUACUGGCAGUACCCUGUACCACUGACGAGUAAAAUUUUCUGGCGCUGGACAAGGGACUGGCGCAUUGUCAGCUAAUGGGUUAAACCACCGUGGUUAAACAUAAGAUUUGAUGCUCCAGGAAAUGUAAACAAACUAUCAGUGUGACAUCCCAGUUUAUAUAUUUAUACACUCGGAAUAUUGAUUUCUCGGUAAAUACAAAAUUAUUUUAAAGUACCGGGUGGCCCAAAAAAAAGUACUCCUGUUUGAUUCGUAAUAACUUCUAAACAAGUAAAGUUUUUAAAGAGAAAUAACUUGCAUUAAAUAGAGGAAGGACUAACUUAGAUUUGGAUAUAUUACAGUUGUAUUUAACUUAAAAAUUCACGGAGAUAUUAAUGUUAAAAAUGGGGAGCAUAUUUUGGAAUGUGUCUAAAAUUAGCGAAAAUCGGCAUAUCAAAUAUUAACUCCAGCGUUUGUUUGCUUAAUGACAUAUUAGGCUAACUUGUAUUUCAGCGAAUUAUCGUUAAGGUUUGUAAGGGAUAUGGCGCAGAUUUAGACAUCUUACAUGUAAGUCUUAGCUCAUUGUUUCCUGAAAUAUGAACGUUCGAAAUUAUGCAAGUAUUUAAUAUUAGGUCUUUGCAAACUUAAAUGUACAUGAAAGACUGACCAUGGAAGGCAGGCGCUUAAAUUUUUCGUAUUCUUAAAUAGCCUAAUUUUUUAUGUUUUUAAUGGGUUCAAACAGACUGAGUAGAUUAUUUCUCGGUUAGAGCAGGAUGAAUAUUCUUUAUUGAAGGAAAUAAUAUUGCUUUUUGCAAAUACACAUCACCGUAUCAACGCUACUAUUUUGUUACAUUUUGUUCCAAAAAUGUUGCAUGUCUCUGGGGAGUUGCAAAUUGCUUAAUUGUUAUGUCUUAUGGAGUUGUAUGGUUUGAUUGUGUUUCAUAUAAUUCUCAGUUUACUCCAUAAACUUGCCAAGAUUAAGAAAUGGCAAAAGAGUUUGGGUGUUCUUAACAAGAUUUCAGAACGUUGCAGAAGUUAGAAGAGCUUCACAAUUCCGUUGUGACAGCAUGCCCUAAUUCAGAACUACGAACGAUCCAAUGACGAUCCUUCGCAAUGCAGUGGUCUCAUGAAAUAAGGAAACGUAUUCCUGCUAGGAACACACGCGAAUUUCGGACGAAUGAAUCUUGCUUGUAUUUUGUAGAUAUAAUAAUACUUUGUUUCAUAAUAAAUAAUUUGUCAAGUGUCAUUUAUUUACUGGUAAUAGUGCAUGUUUCAGUCGGGCAAAUCUUGAUUAAUAUUUGAUACGCCGAUUUUUGCAUAUUUCAGACACAUCCAGAAAUAUCCUCCCGAAUUUAAAGAUUAAUAUCUCCGUGAAUUUUUAAGUCGGAAAUACAACUGUAAUAUAUCAAAGUCUAAGUUAGUCCUUCCUCUAUUUGAUGCAAGUUAUUUCUCUUUAAAAGCUAUACUUGUUUAGAUGUUAUUACGAAUCAAACAGGAGUACUUUUUUUUGGGCCACCCGGUAUAACAACCAGCGAAGACGUAAGCCACUAACUACCCUGCGCGGCUGCGCGCAGACUAUAUAAUGACAUAUAUAUAUUAUCCGUCCGGUCCGUCCGUCGCCAUCCGUCCGUCAUUCAUCCGUCCGUCCGUAUCCCCGUUUUAUCCUAACUCGUUUUUAAAACACAAAGUUUGCAUAAUUAAGGCAGUGCGGUUCGUCAUGAUCAACAUUUUCAAAAGCGGCCAAUUAGACCAGGGGUUAAAGGGCAAUGACAAUGACAUGCAGGUGACAUUUAACAUUGUGUCUCACUAAUUAAAAUUUGCGUGUUUAUUAAUAAUAAUGUUUAUGAAAGAAAGCAAAAAUAUAUACAAGACAAUCUCACAUGUGAAAUUGUUUCACUUCGUACUGCCUUGUGAUGCAGUACAAGUAUAAACACCAAAUGACAAAGCAUUUGUAAAUCCUAAAACAUAAUUAAAUCAUGCUAUCGUAUUUCAACCGCGCGUUUAUACUGCUUGGCGCAUUCGCUGCGUUAUAUUCAUUUAUAUACACAGAAAAGCAUGUCAUUGUCUUUGCGGACCAUAGGCAAAAAGCAUUCGUCAACCACAUACCAAAUUUAAAAUUGCAAAAGCACCGCGUAUAUAAAUGGUGAAAGCACCGCGUAUAAUGCUGGAACCACAGCGUAUAAUACUGGAACCACCGCGUAUAAUGGCGAAAGCACCGUGUAUAAUGCCGAAAGCGCCGCCGUAUAAUGCUAAAAGCACCCAACAAAUUGCCGUUUGAUCACUUUAAGCCAGCUAUGGCUUUCCAUAAAAGAAGACCAAAGAUGAAAGAUGAUCACAUUGCCUGUUUGCCUUAUGCUCGACCGCGCUGCACCACGGUUAAAAUUCACUGGUACCGUCAUGCAAUGCGCCAAAUAGAAAAUUUUGAUAUCGACCCACAAAACAAAAUUAGGAUCUGCUGCCUUGCUCGCUCGCUUCAGGCUCGCUCGCUGCGGCAGCAAAAAAAGAGAAGAUCGAUAAGAUUCUAAAAUAUUCAGGUUGGAAUCAAACACGCUUUGGUAGAGAUCUAAUGAGUAAUGAGUAAUAUCAGUCUUAUCGGAGUUAUCGCUAGUUGUGGUUUUCAUUUGGUCAUAAAUCAGAAUGUUUGCUUGUCUUUUGUGUAUUAUCGUUUAUCAUGAGAAAUUACAUGACAGAUGGAAAGAUUUGUCGGUAGACUGAUAGUCUGAUAUAAAAUUAAGGUGGCAUAGCCAUAGCUCCCUUAUGCCUGGUUCACAUACACCUGCGGUAUAUCGGCAGGCUAUUGUCGUAGCAGUUCAACCAAAUAAUUCAUCAACAGCUGUAAACAAUGAUAGCGCAGGAAUACGUGAACCAGGCUUUAAUUAAAGCCAGUUUUCCACUGUCGAAGUCAUUAGUCCCACUCUAGUGGUCAGGAAACGAAGAAAUACGCUACGUUUCGGUACGAUUGAAGUGGAAAACUGGCUUAAAAGAUCGAAUAGAAGGAGCAUGGGAGAUGGAAUGAUUCUGUACGGAAACUGUCGGAAAGCCUUGACCUCAAUAGCAUUUCGCGUGUAGAGUCUUUGGUCCGCAGCGGGGUCGCGAUUAUUCAAGGCGGUGGCCGAUGUUGUAUACUGUAUCUUUCUAGUGGUAAUUAACUGUAGCUUCGAGAGUGGCUGGUGUGGAUUUCAAAAUGAAAAACAAGAUGAUUUUGACUGGACGUUGACAAGCAAGAGCACUCCAAGUGUUGGAACUGGCCCAAAACACGAUAUCUCUGGCAAAGGUAAAUUCACCCUGAUUAUAUUAGACGAAUAUCUAUAGUGAAGGGUACUUUAGUUCAGAUUGUGCCAACUUUUCAGAUAGUUAUAACUUUCAACGAAAACUGUUGAUUAAUGUAAGGAAGCCCGUAGGUCGUAAAAAGGGCUUUCCCUCCACUUCAGAGUAACGUCUACGCUAUAUACCGGAUAGCUUUUCGUAGCGACACGAAAAAGCACCUACCCGAUAGUCGAUACGGAAUAUACAAUAUUCAGAAGCUGAGCGAAACAACAUCUCUCCGUUGCAAUAAUUCCUCUGAAAAUAACGUUCCUAUUAAAAAGGUAUGGAUUGUUGUUUUUCACGUCGCUACAGAAAGCUUUCUAGUACAUUGUAAACGUAUUCUAACUAACUUUCCAAUGUUUAUUGCGAUGUUCAGCCGUCUUGCAGUCCAAAUUCUGAAAAUUAUACGUAGUCUAAUCCGCGCUUACCACGGUGCAAGAAGAUCAACCUCAUAAUUCCACCCCAAAAUCUUGUAACAGACAAAGUUCCAGUCUUCCAGAGCACGCAAAUUUAUACUGAUGUUUUUUGGGCUAUUACUGUUCCGUAGGUUCGUACAUUCACAUCGAAGCAUCAGUUCCACGUCGUAUUGAAGACACGGCAAGGCUCACAAGCUCUGUUAUUCCACCCAUGGUAUAUUGCUUACAGUUUGGUUUUCACGCUUGGGGAGACGAUAUUGGUAAACUUGCAUUGUACAGGAAAGGUCUUGAUAAUAAACGAGAUAGGAUUCUGUCCUUGGGUAAAAAUCAUGGCAAAAAUUGGCAUUUUGUUUCUGUGACAGUUGUGCAUACUUCUCGUUUUGUGGUGAGAACUUUAUAAUACUGAAUGAUAAUAAAUAUAGUGCGUCUGACAUUUCUAGGCUGCCCUUACUAGCUGGAGGUCUAGUGAAAACCAUCUCUUGUUGGUACUAAUUGAUCUAGUAGACUGACCUCAUGAGGAAACUGGAGUACCCGGAGAACUGAAAUCUUUGGUGUUUGAUAACGUCUGAUUGAAGGCACUCUUCUUUGAGUUGUUUCAUGCAACUGAGGCGAAAUUAUAAUGAGACCAAACUGCAGAACAAACAUGUUCAACCAAUUAUAUAUACAAUACAAUCUGCUUUUAUCAUAAUCAUAACCGCCUCCAUUGUUUUCUCCACUCGAGAAAGAUAGAGUUCGAAGGUGUUUGUGGUAACGGAUACAGGGGAGACAUUGCGUUGGACAAUAUCACUUUAACAGAAGGAAAAUGUCCAACCAUUCAACGGAACAACACAGGUUCGAAAAGUUGAAGUUGUAGAAAUUGUUUCUGCUUGUUUCCUCUUGUCUUUUCCCUUUAUUUAAACCUUCUUGUGUAUCUCGAGUGCCAGUGUAGGUAAAGAUGAAUAUAAACAGCAGUCUUUUGUAGAAGAUGCAACUACCUCAAAAAUCUUUCGUUUCGACCUUUCGAAACGUCGACAAUCUUUUUUUGUAUUUUUAGGUUCUUCAAAAGACUGCUGAUUCUUCUUGUGUCUACAUCUCGUCAUCUGUAAGCCCAAUCUUUUUAAUUCUUAUCCUUUGUCUCAUCUUAUCCUUUGUCUUCCUUUGUCUCAUCUUAUCCUUUGUCUUCCUUACUUCCUCUGGAUUUUUUCCUCUCCCAGGUUUCUUCGACGCCCUCUUUCUUCAUUUUCUUUCAUCCAUUCUCAUCAAAUAUAUCAAACUAAUUGACUAUGCCUAGAUCAAUGUGGUGUUGGCUACCCCGGAUUUAGAAACACAAUCCACGGUUUUCCAGCUUAUCAUGCUUGGCCCUGGUUAGUGUGGUUAUCUCCCAAUAGCCAGUCUCAACCGUCAUGUCCUGGUGUUCAAGUCAGCAGUGAUUGGUUACUUACAACACGUGAUUGUGCGAGGAAAUUUCCGAAUUACGACAUCACUACAUACACAGGUAUAUGCAUGGGUUUCGCGCGUUAUAUCAUUUUUUUGUAUACAAUUGAAACGACUUUUUCGCAGUUGAAAAGCGCUUAUGAACUAAACUGAACUAAAAUAGCCUACAUUUAUACCAGAUAGCUCUAUCAAUUCUAAACUGCCCUCCUUGGAGGUCUAUCUUGAUUAUUUAUCCAGUGUUAAUACAGGAGGAAACCUAAACUAAACUGCCUAAAUUUUUUAUGCCGGAUAGCUCUAUCAGUUCUAAACUGUUCUCUCUAUAAGUCUCAAGGGGGCUGGCGGAAUACCCAGAGAAAUACCGCGGUGAGUGUUAAACACACCGGCCAUUUUGUUACCAACAUUCCAUACCUAAUUCGACAGGACAUUUUAUUAAUAGUAAACAAGAAAAAAAGAAGAAAUGUUUUGAAGAUUGAAGAACGUUCCACUAACACAUUGCAACCAGGUAACGCUAUCCAGUUCCUCCGAAUUUUGUAAAUUCAGGCUGUAAAUUUUUGCUUGCGGAAAACAUAUUUAGAUAACUGAACUCUCCUGAACUUGCUAUCAUUUUUAGUUAUCCUAAAGCUGACCAACUCCACGUCAACAAGACUGACAGACAAACUUUGCCUUCCUUCAAGUAUUCCAUUACAAAACCGCGUUACAAAUUGUUAUCUGUUGGGUAAGCAAACCUCGAUUUCAUUCUGCAAUGCUACGGUAAUUAUGCAAAUGUAUAGAUGAAAUCAUGUUUUGGUGGUUUAUAGGACUAUCAACGCUUGACCAUGAAAAGAGUUUUGUGGAAUUUCCAGCAAUAAUUCUAUCAACUAGAAAAUGUCAACGCGAUAUACAAGCAGCUUCUAAGACAAAUCUGGAUCUUACUAGACAGGUUAGUAUGUCAAUCGGAUUGCCAAAACUAUUGCCAUAUUGUUUUCUGUUGUUAAUAUAUUUCAUGGCAAUUUAUAUUGUUAUUCAUAGCUGUGUGUUCAAGUGAACAGUUCGUUCAGCUUCAACGACAGCCAGCUACGCUAUGGAUAUCUUAUUUGUAAAAACUCGAUUAUGAACAGCUGGAUACUUCAAGCCAUGGGCUCGUUCUUCAACUCUGAUUUCAAGCAAAAUACUUUGGUGUUGAAGAGAGUUUCAUUCGAUGUUGAUUGGAUAGAAAAUAUCACUAAUGUUUCUUCUGUAAGCCCUGAUGUCCGACGCUUUACCGUACUAACUCUAACACAAGGUAAUGGGAAUUGUCAUAUUGCCAGGAUUUUUACGCGUACUGACGUUACAUCAUCUCCUCAAUUUUUCAAGUUGACUAUUUUUGGAUUUUCUGGUUUAACUUGGUUACGGUCGAGGUUACGGUUAGGUUCAGAUUAGGGGUUAAGGCGUUAGGGUAGGGUUUGGGUUAGUGUUUGGAUUAGUUUAGCUUAAUAAUUAAGCUAGGUUUCUACUGGACCUCUAUAGGAAGACCAGAUUAAAACUGAAAGAUGAGUCAAAGAUCUAUCGGAUGCAAAUAAAGUUAGUUAUAGUUAAGUCUGUCAUUCACUUACCCUAAAUAUUUGUCAUCCCAGCUCCAAUAACUAAAGGCUUCCAAAUCAUGGAAAGAACAAAUCAAGAAUGCCUCACGUUCGAGUCAAACAAACAGAAAUUCACGUACACACCUUGCAAUAGCCUGGAUAUCUCGCAGCGUUUUGAAUGGACCCGGUAUCAUCAGCUUGUCACACUUCACUCGAAUUCCUGCCUCGAAAAUGAUGGAACUCAUUUUCAUUUUCUGCAAACGACUCGCUGCACUUCGACACGGCGUAGUCAAGUCUGGAUUUGUGAAGGAAACACUAUAACGAAUGUUUUCUCCCGUAGUUACAUUGCUUCAAAAUCUCACAAGCAUUUUGGCGUUGUGCAGUUAACUCGAGUACCUGCAAACUUUGGACAUUUUGUAAUUUUUGGAACGUAUGAUAAUUUGUGCUCAUUUCGGCCCACGGGUGAGUUUAUGUCUCCACAGUAAAGGAGAAAAAUCCAGCUAUAACCGAAACACAACACAUUGAAAUUUUAUUGUUUAGUGAAAGGUGUGAUGAAAUGCGACUUCAAUCGACAUCGCACAUGUGGUUUUGACGGCGUGGAUAGUUCUGCUCAAUUUAUGUGGAGGAUUUCUAGAACUGGCUCAAAUGAAUUCAAGCGAUUUCCAUUACUAGUGGCAACAGGUAUCUCUGCUUUUUUGUACAUAUGUUCAAAUAUUUGUGUGAAUCCGUGGUAUAGAUAGUAUUCGACAUAAGCUGCCGUGUUUGAACUACCAGAAAAUGUGACAAGAAAUUAUUAAAAUAUUGCGAGAAAAAGGCUUCUUCUUCCUCAGGAGGUUAAUAACCACUUCUAUAUCUUCCUGAAAAAUGGCCUCCGCUCGAUCUCUUUCAUGUAGUUCAGACACAAACGACGGCAGUCUCCUAAUUGUGAUAGAUUUUUGCGAUGCCAAACAUACAAGGACCUGUCAGUUGAAGGCUGCCAAAGAUCAACCACAAAGUAGUGUAUUAUCUUCAAAUGAUUCAUUCAUUGCAUUGAUAUUUUCUUGACAGACAAAUUCUUCCGAGUUACUCGGCGCACUAAUCGUGGUACCCCUAUCGCAGUUUUACGAAGUCCAACAUUCCGUGGGCAACAAUGUGCAAGGUUUCGCGUCUUUUUUCAAGGCUCAUCGCUCAAUCAACUCAAUGUUUAUAAAGAUGGGGGUGGGGAGGGUAAAAGUAUGUUUCAAAGAAAUGCUACGACUGAUCAUUAUUGGCUUUUUCACCGAGUCAGCAUUGUACCAACGGCGUGCGAAGCUUUUCAGGUGGGUAUAAUUUACAUUUGAUUGUAAUAUACUUAACUAAUUACAGUUAAGGAUUUACUACGGUAGCAACCUCGUUUCCAGCAGCAGUGAAGCCCUGGGAACGAGGUUGCUACGGUAGUUAACUACGUUUUUAUAGAACCUCCACCCAAGCUCUUUCUUCUACGCUCCUGGAAAGAACAUGGGUAAAACGUUGGCUCUUAUACAAUCGGUCCUAGGUAAUAUUGUUUCCCAAAAACAAAAGUUAAUUCAGGAUUCUUUAUUUCGUUAUUAAAGCCCUUUUAGCGACCUAAAAAUCUGUUUAGUGUUUCGCAUGUAACAUGUGGUUCUUACGUUAGGUUGUAUUCGAAGUCGUGUUCUCAGAUUUCACUCAAUCUAAAGUUGCCAUACGUGACAUCGUUAUCUCUCCUGGUGCGUGUCGCUCCCCUACGAAUCGCACAGGCAAGUAUUAGUGAGCUUAAGCAAGUGACGUUUUUGACAACACGGACGUCGACCGGAAGUAAAGUUAACGUUUUUCACCAAUCACAGCCCUUGACCCAGUCUUCUGACGUUACUCAUGCCGUUCGUGUUGUCAAAAACGUCACUUGCUUAAACUCACUAUUUACUAUCUGGACAGCUCUGUUUGUUCUAAACCGCUCUGGCUACUGGUUCAGUAAGGAAGGGUUGAGAUGGAUUCAACUAGCUGAAAAGUACAUAUACAAGUAAAUUGUCAACGUUUCGAGCGAAAGCACUUCAUCGGGAACCUUCGCUCGAAAUGUCAAAGUUUUACUUGUAUUUUUCACGCAGUCGAAUUCAUCUCAAUCGUUAUUGUCACUGGCUACGCUGGCACAGAAGUAAGGGCCAUCCCUUCUGGUUUAAUGUUGCUUCAGUGCAUGCUUAUAUAGUAGAGAGUGAGAUACUGAAAAAUACACAGUGAGAUAUUUUCCACAUCUUCACUAGUGAUUAAAGAAUUUCAUGACAUUUCGUGUACAUGUAGUCAAAAGUGACCUGGUUGUUUUGCUGUAGAUAAAAGUUAUGGAUGGAUGUAAAAAGUUUUUAAAAUCUCCCAUAAUUGGAGAUUAUCUCUGUGGCCAGUCCCUGCCCGAAUUGUAUGUAAAUUCUGUAAAGUAUUAGUCUUAUUUAUGUCUGUUAUGUUUGGCGAAUCUUGUAAAAAAAAUAAAAUAAAAUAGUGAAGAUAUCGAUCACGUGACUUUUUCCAAUUUGCUUUUGAGCAUGAAAUUUCACAAUUUUUUGCUUGGAACUAUAUAAUAAACAAAACAUUACACGGUGGCUUGAAGAUAUGACUUUUAUCUUUUCGUGUUAAAAACAAUAGUUUACUCACUCUUAAAAUAUUGUUUUCACCACUCGAAGAUAAAAGUCAUAUCUUCGCGCCGUCGUGUGGUAUCCUCUACAUAUUGCACGAAUCGUACCCAACCGCAAAACCGUGAAAGGCACUAACCACUGUGAUCUAUAUCUAUGAAUUUACAGACGGUGAAUGCCUCAAAGGUUGGAAAUUAUUCAACGGACAGUGCAUGUAUUUCCACGACACCAAAGUAACUUGGCACGAAGCAUCCGCUGUAUGUCACAUCGCAGACGCAGAAUUAAUCACGCACACUGCGGCAAGCGAGGUCAUCCCGCGUGGACGUCCCGCAUGGUUUGGAGUUCGAAGUUGUCCCAUGGGCAGGCUGUACUCAGCACAGGGUGUUCCGUAUAAUGACACUAGAUUGUUUACGACGCCUGCCUGUCUGCGGACUCAAAAGCUUCGUGAUGGUAAAACUGUAUAUCGAACCGUCCAAUGUGACUUGAAACUGCCUUUUGCUUGUCAAAAAGGUAUACAAUUUUCCGAAAUAUGUAUACUGUAGCCUCAGAUGAUGGAUUUCUGUGACUCAACGCUGCUGACUUUGACUUUCACUUUUGUGGUGUUUUUAGAUCCAAUGACCACUAGGAAUACUUGUGGAUGGAGAAACGUUUCUGCUGUAAAUGACCGUCAGUGGCCGUGGCAUGUGAUGAUAGUUGUGGGUAAUAGAUGUGUAUGUGGAGGGACAUUGAUAGCUCCUGGACAUGUCGUUACCAGUACUUUGUGUUUGUCACGCGUCUGGAUAUUCACAGUGAAGGUAGGAUGAAGGAAUAGCUGCUGUUUGAUUACAAUUUCACCUGGACAACAGUGCUUCCAUGUUGUACUUCGGUUUCCAACUGUGGUGACACUUUACCUACAAAGGAUGACUCUCACUGGACCUCUGGGCAAAAUAGGUUUUUUAAGCUUUCUCUUGUAUUAAUACUGGAAAAAUAAGGGUUGCUCUUAAGGCUAAUUUCAACUGAAUAAAAUUAUCCGUGGAUUGGAACGACAAGAAAAUUUUUCUUUGUCUCGUGAGCUCCGGGUUGGAACUAAUGACUUUAAUACAAAGAAAAAUUUUCUUGUCCGUUCCAAUCCACGGAUAAUUUUCCUAAGUGGAAAUUAGCCUUCACUGGACCUAUAACCGUAUGUAUAGGAAGUACAGUUCAGAACUGAUGAAGCUAUCCAGUAUAAAUAGAGAUAGAAUGCUAAACCACGCAUUGCUGUGCUUUUUUGGCACAUUCUUUUACUCUUCAUUAUUUAGCUGUUUUUCCCAAGUUCUCGCAAAAUGAUACGUAAAAUUACGCGGGUUAUCGACCAUUCUAUGUCUGGAGUGAAGUCAGGUGACAACGAUAUCUCUAUCGUAAUCUUCGAAGACAAUCCUUCUGUUCACUUUGCUUGUGUUAUGCAAAUUUCUCCAUAUUGGACACAUGACGAUGACAACUUAUUAAAGGGUUUGUUUUACACUGUAUUCAAUCAUGUUUUACACUGUAUUCAAUCAAAACUGCACAGACAUAACUAAACUAAACUUUUGUUGUAACAAGUUUGAAACAAGC